Periophthalmus magnuspinnatus is the source of this 4989-nucleotide messenger RNA. It is a transcript of the gene pde1cb, whose product is annotated as phosphodiesterase 1C, calmodulin-dependent b. The record is from RefSeq and is a predicted model, not a curated record. Gene Ontology annotation, biological process: signal transduction. The transcript is spliced from 17 exons. Gene Ontology annotation, molecular function: 3',5'-cyclic-nucleotide phosphodiesterase activity. The coding region runs from base 423 to 2294 and encodes 623 amino acids. NCBI's taxonomy places the organism in Eukaryota, Metazoa, Chordata, Actinopteri, Gobiiformes, Gobiidae.
GAGGAGAGAGGGCUCAGAAGGCGAAACGUUAAUCCCAGAUUGCGCUACUGCUACUGCUGCUGCUGCCCUGUCGUCUGCAUCAUUGUUGCUGGGUGGGCAUGGCACAGCUCCGGACCCUCUACUCCACACAGAGAAAGAGAGGGGCAAUAAACCAAUGAACUUUCAGCUACAAACAAGAAGAGAGAAGAAAGAUAGAACUACUGCUUCACUACCAGCAGCACUAUUCGCCACUUCUACUGUUUAGAAGUUUUGAAAAAUCGUGAAUGAAGACCAAAGAAGUCCGAUCUUGGGUAGCUCGGCGUCCCAACCUUUCCAUUGGCCCGCUGCUUAAGACGGAUUAAAGUUUUUUUUAUCCCUGUGUGUUUUUUCUUCUUUUUUAUCUUGGCACAUCUGGAGAUCGGUUGUGCAUCUCCUAAUCGGACAUGGAGUCUCCCACCAAAGAGAUAGAAGAGUUUGAAAGCACCGCUUUGAAGUACCUGCAGCCAGAACAGAUCGAGAAAAUUUGGCUUCGACUCAGAGGAUUGCGGAAGUACAAGAAGACGUCCCAGAGAUUGAGAUGUCUGGUGAAGCAGUUGGAGAGAGGAGAGGCCUCACUCACGGACCUAAAGAAGAACUUGGAGUAUGCUGCCACUGUGCUGGAGUCAGUCUACAUCGAGGAAACGAGGCGCCUGGUGGACACAGAGGAUGAGCUCAGUGAUAUCCAGUCGGAGUCGGUCCCUUCAGAAGUGCGGGACUGGCUCGCCUCCACCUUCACGAGACAAAUGGGGCUGAUGCUGAGAAGAAACGAGGAAAAACCGAGAUUCCGAAGCAUCGUUCACGCUGUUCAGGCCGGGAUCUUCGUGGAGAGAAUGUACCGACGGACCUCCAACAUGGUGGGCCUGAGCUACCCCCCAACCGUGAUAUCUGUGCUAAAGAAUGUUGACAAGUGGUCAUUUGACGUGUUCGCCCUAAAUGAAGCCAGCGGGGAGCACGCACUCAAAUUUAUAUUCUACGAACUGCUCACUAGAUACGAUCUCAUCAGCCGCUUCAAGAUCCCCAUCUCUGCAGUAGUGUCCUUUGUUGAAGCGUUGGAGGUCGGCUACAGUAAACACAAAAACCCAUACCACAACCUGAUGCACGCAGCUGAUGUAACGCAGACAGUGCAUUACCUGCUGCUCAAGACUGGCAUGGUGCACUGGUUAACCGAGCUGGAAAUUUUCGCCAUGAUUUUCGCUGCAGCCGUGCACGACUACGAGCACACUGGGACCACUAACAACUUCCACAUCCAGACAAGGUCAGACACAGCCAUCUUAUACAAUGACCGCUCAGUGUUGGAGAGCCAUCACGUGAGCGCCGCCUAUCGACUCCUACAGGACGAUGAUGAGAUGAACAUCCUGUACAAUCUCUCCAAGGAUGACUGGAGAGAGCUGAGAGCCUUAGUGGUGGAGAUGGUGCUGGCCACAGACAUGUCCUGUCACUUCCAACAAGUCAAAGCCAUGAAGAAUUUCCUGCAGCAGCCCGAGGGGAUUGACAAGCCCAAAGCACUGUCUCUGCUCCUGCACACGGCCGACAUCAGUCACCCGGCCAAGAGCUGGGACCUGCACCACCGCUGGACCACCUCCCUGCUCGAGGAGUUCUUCAGACAGGGGGACAAAGAGGCAGAGCUGGGGUUGCCGUUCUCUCCGCUGUGUGAUAGAAAGUCCACCAUGGUGGCUCAGUCCCAGAUUGGUUUCAUCGACUUCAUUGUAGUGCCCACGUUCACUGUGCUCACGGACAUGAUGGAGCGUAUAGUGACUCCUCUUAUAGAAGAGGCCGCACACACAGGGCUGGCCGGCUUCAGGCGAUCAAGUCUGAACAGUAUUGGCUCGGAGGAAAGCAAGAGGAAGAGUUCAGCCUCUGACAGCAGCUCGUCCGGACACAGCUCUCUGUUGACCGUCGAUAUGAAAAACUUCAAGGCUUUGUGGAACGAGGAAGUGUCUCAGAACAGAGAGAGGUGGAAGGCCCAGGCCACUAAAGAGGCCGAAGAGCGAGCUAAACGUGAGGCAGAGGAGCACGCUCAGCAGGAGGAGGCUAUGGAUCCCCCAGAGGGACAAACUGAAGCGGAGCCCGAUGCAAAGCAGGAGCAAAGCCAGCAGGGGGCGACUACAGAGGCUGCAGAGGUCACAGCUCCAGAUGGAAACAACACAAAGGAAGAGCCCGGGACCAGCCACCACCAGAGCCUCCUGCUGCAGAAUGGGGAGCUGUCUGAAGGAGCCGAAUCUCCAGAAAGUGUCGAAAACAAGAACAAAGCGGUCGAUGAGGUAGCCAUGGAAUAAUAAACUCCUAUGUGCCCGAAUGCUGUUUCUCUGAAUGCUGCUACUGUCCAAACCUGCUUCACUCACUCAGUCUACACUCCAGCUCACAACAAUGGAACUACUAUUAUUUCUACUUCUCUGGUCUCUGCUUCCCCCUUGUGGUCAAUCACAUACAUUACACCAUCUCCUUCCUGCAGCUGCACUCAAUCUAUUUAACUUAAUAUAUCCUUACUGUAUGCAGCGCUCUAAAAACCAUGUGCAUUAUUCUACUUCCUGAAGACUUGUUUGUAAAAUUAUGUAUUUCUUUACUUACAUUGUAGCCAUUGUACAGUUUCACAAAAGCUUUCUUAUAACAUUUUAUUUAAAAACUGAAACACAAAAUGCAAAACUAGAUGCACAUUUAUGCUUUUCACAAUAUAAAAUCAUUUUUCACAACAAAACCUAUGUGUUAGUACGCAGAAAACUCACCUCUAAUUCUUUCCUAGGCUUCAGUGUGGCCAUUUUAGAUGUUCGUCCCACUGUACCGUUUUUAACAUUUCUAAAUUGAGAGGGAGUGUAUUUAUGGUUAUUUGUGCAGAUAUUGUAAGAUAAUAUGGUUAGAGAAGAUUUCACAUAUCAUUUGUUAAACUGUAAAAAAAAAAAAAAAAAAAAAAUCACAUUAUUUCUCUGCCUUCUUGACGCCUUCUUGUAUCUGUAGCAUUUUGAAGCCAAUCGCUCUCUCCAAUGUCCUCUAGCCUGUUAUGUGUUUACAAUGCAUACAUUUCCCACAAUGCUUUGCUGUUGGUCAUCUUGAGUCUGAUCUAUGUCUGCUUCUUGAUUGUCCUAAACGCCUUGUAAUGUUGUGUAUAGAAAAUGAAUAUAUUGCUUAUUGUGUAUACUGUAACAUAGUGUACCUUUGCAGCUUGUUGUGACAAAAAAUGAAAAAUUGGCAGUAUUUGCAAUAGAACCCAAAGUUUUGUUUUUUUUCCUGUUUCUAAAAUAAUACAUUUUAGUGCAUGUAAAUGUAAAUACUAUAUGGGUUGAUGAUUAAACUAGUGUAUAUAGAAAUGCUAUGGAAACUUCUCUCAGCCUACUACAUGUUAAAAAUCCCAAACUUUGUAUAUUGGAGAGUAGUGCUGGGAUGUAGGAGUUUUGACACUAUGUAACGAAACAUGCUACUUUCUACCUAAAAGAAACCGCCAGCGCUGAGAGCUUCGGCCCAGCUGGCAGAAUGUGUGCCUAUCGCUUCACACGCUUCUCUUCUGAUUUUAGUGAUGUCAUUUGAGCUUAAAGAAAAGAAACUUUGCGUUUAUGUGGUCCUGGUCAGAGGUGGAACGGCCCCAACAAAGGAAAGAUCGUCAUCAAAUAGCAUUACUCAAAAAGGUGUUAGUAUAAGUAAGAAAAUGUUGAUGCCCUGUGCAACUUUUCUGACGCAGGGCAUGUCAACUGCUUGUCUCCAUGGAGAUGGUAUUGCUUUGCCUGCAAUGUUCCACAGUUAGUAUUUAUCUAAUCGAUCUUCAAGCCAGUUUACAGGUCAUAUUUAUGGAAAGGCAAGCCCUCUCAAAGUAUGAAUGCAUGUUUUCGUAGGUGUUUUUCAGCAGUAAAAACACUUUGAAUGAAUGCAUGAUAGAAACAUUUAAUGCUUUAUUGUGGAACAUUACAGACGCACUAAGAUCUUGACGAAACAAGCAGGUGGCAGCAAAAAAGCUAAAAAAGUUAUGCAGUGCACCUUUCGAUCCAAAAUCCAAAAUCCGUCACAAGAUUUUUACACCAAAAGAGUUUUCAGUGAAGAACUACUGUUAUUGUGUAAAUUGGCCACUUCACCUGCAUCCGCUCACUGUGAUGCUUUUGAUUCCACUAAUACUACUAUUAGUACUACUACCUUAUUACAGUAACCACUACUAUCUUCUGUUGCUACGAUGAAGUAAACAAUACAUUUUUUUCUUUCACCAAACUGUACUUAAGAGAAAUAAUGACUUCACAUUUGUUUUGUCCACGUAGAAAUCUGUUUUGAGUUUGUGCUUCCACCUCUGAUCAAGACUCCGCCUUGGUUUGAGUUGGCAGCUUGACGUAAGGCUGUUAUCGACUUCUUUUUUAAGUUGAAAUAUUGACCAUUUUGUGCUGUAAAUUGUAUAUUGUUUUUUCAAAAUCACUUCCACCUUUUGUCCCUUGACGAUCUCUCCAUUUCUAUGUUAAAUAUGUCACCAGCUCUUAAGUCAUACAAAACAAGUGGCUUACCUGUAAAUUCAAAGCUAUUAUUAAACUAUAGCAGAUUAGAUUUAUAAUAGAGUAAAGUUUAUAUGACACAACCUGGACUUAGCCUUCCUGACACUAUUUCCAAGGGACCAACACCGGUACAUCUAGUAGUUCUCUUUCACUCGCUCCUGUGAUGGUCUUCUUCAGUGUAUGGGUUUGUACCAACCAUUAUCCCACGUGUCGCUGUGUUUUGUAAAAAAAAAAAAAAAAAUGAAAAGAAAAAAUGAAAAUCGACAUACGGUGUUGUUUUGUGAUUAUAGAUUUGAUUAUCUGUCAUUUUCUUUUCGAUUCAUCUCCAAAUGUUUUAAACGUUGAUGGAUGUAAAGCGUGUGUGAACUGCCAGAAGAUACUACAAUGUGCAUUUCUGAUCUCUUCACUGUGACCUGAUCUACUAAUGAGGCGAAUGGGAGUGAGAGAGUGUGGACAAGACUACGAAACAAUGCAUUUAAAGUGGCAUUAUGUAACUUUUCUGGUAGGAUAG